Messenger RNA from Penicillium macrosclerotiorum, 717 nucleotides. RefSeq names its product presequence translocated-associated motor subunit PAM17. Gene Ontology annotation, biological process: protein import into mitochondrial matrix. The transcript has 2 exons. Lineage: Eukaryota; Fungi; Ascomycota; Eurotiomycetes; Eurotiales; Aspergillaceae. Bases 1 to 717 code for a protein of 238 amino acids. Gene Ontology annotation, cellular component: PAM complex, Tim23 associated import motor. The record is from RefSeq and is a predicted model, not a curated record.
AUGUCAGUUCGUUCAGUUUUCAGCGGCCGUGUCGGCUCCAAUGCCGUCGGCACACUCGUCCGUCUCUCUCCAUUCGUCCAGUCCGGCUCGACAGCAUCUCAGCAACUGGCGCGCCUGCACUCCACCUCCGUCCGGCCAACCUCAUGUGUAGCACAGACGCCGGCAAUCCGUCCCCAUGUCCGCGAAGUUCCAUCUUCCUUCACUCGCCAAUCUGGCCUGCGGGCGCAGUCUACCUCGGCAGCGGCCAAGGAUGAGGUGAAACUCGAUUGGAACUCGUUCUUCAAGCUUCGCGCAUCUCGCCGCCGAUACUCUUUGGCGUCUUCAAUUGCCAGUUCUCUCUUCACCACUACACUCGGCGUGCAAGUCCUAUCAUCGCAGGAUCUGGAGUCUCUAGGUGCUCAGGUGAUGGGUCUGGACCCCUUUGUCGUCCUCGGCAUGGCCACGGCGGCCUGCGGUGCCGUUGGUUGGCUGGCAGGACCAUUCGUCGGAAAUGGCGUCUGGGGUCUAGUCUACCGACGGUACAAGCCUUCAGUAGCUACGAAAGAGAAAGAAUUCUUCGACCGUAUCCGUCGUUUCCGUGUGGAUCCUUCGACCAACUCGAUCGCCAAUCCCGUUCCCGACUAUUAUGGCGAGAAGAUCGGCAGUGUUCAGGGAUAUCGACAAUGGCUCAAGGACCAGCGAGCAUACAACCGGAAGCGUCGUAACUUCAUUGUCUAA